AUGGACAAAUUACGUCAAACUAAUCAAGAACUUCAUGAUGAAAUCGAUCGAUUGGCUCAAUCAAACAGAGACUAUGGGAACGCCGAACAUACAAUCUUGAACGGAUAUAGUUUUCGUGAGGAAAGAAUUCGAUAUCUCGAGGAGGAGUUAGCAAAUACAAUCGAACUUUCAAUACAAGAAAGGGAGGAAUUGGAAAAAGAGAUAACAGACCUAAAAAAAAUCGUCUAUCAUCUUAAAAAGGAGAUCGAACAAAAAGAUAAGGAACUUAUUACCAGGGAAAAUCAAUUAGCUGAAUUUGAUGUAAGAGAAAAGAAACUCAAAACCCGAAUUCGAGAAAUAUCAAAAUCUGCAGGUAAUACUCCUAAAGCAUAUACCCAAACAGUAAAGUUAGUAGAUGAGAAUGAGCGUUUGAAACAUGAGAUUGAUACUUUAAAAUAUAAUCUUAGGGAUCGAGACAAAAAAUUAGCACAGAAAAAAACUCGUAUUACAGAUUUACAUUGUCAAAACUUUGCAUUAGCAUUAUUAAGAUAUCUAGAUAGAGUAGAGCUUAUAAAUACUCAAGAAACUUUAUCGCAAAGCAAUGAACCUUCGGGUCUACAAAAUGCUCAGAUAUGGAAUGAAUAUGAAUCAGAUGAAAAUUCUCAGGAUAGUUAUACAUCUGAUCCAGAUAUGACAACAAUAAUUGAGUUGGCUGAUACUAUUGAUGAUCUUAUAAAUGAGCAACAACGAAGAUAUAAUGCUGAAGCAGAACGAGAUAUACGUCAAACAGAGUUAACACAAACUCAAGGAGAUCUCAACUUAAAACUACUGCAUAUAAUAAUGAAAGAGUUGUAUGCCAGCAAUAAUGGAAGUGAAUUUGGAGCCUUAAAUGAUGCAACAAUUAAUGCCCUCGGAUGGAAAGCUGACAAGCCAUCUGACUUCGAUAUAAAAGGAAACUCUAAACAUAUCACCGAAUCGUUGGGAUGGUUUACGGAUGUGCCAGUCAGUAUAAAGGAUAAGGAUGGUAAAACAGUUACAGCUACUGGAAAUUUUACACGUAUUGAUAAUGGUGAACCUGAACCAAUGUUAUGUUUAGGUAUGACAUGGAUUCGAAAAGUUCAAGGUAUUCUUGACCCAAAUAAAAACCAAUUCCGAAUGAAGUUACAUGGAUAUCGAUUUGGAAGUACUAGGGAGGUAGAACUUGAAGAAGCUUUACGUGAUAGUUGUAAGACUAAUUCUGAACUUAUUGAUGAUUUUAAAAACUAUCUAUAUCAGAAGGUGCAUAAAAAGUUUAUUGAUAAUAUCAAACAGGAUAAUAAUAAGGUACAUUUGCAACGUAAUCUAAAUCAAACUAGUAAAGAUAAAGAAGAACUUACCAAGUAUAUUUAUCAACUUAUAGAUGAGAUUAAACGAUUAAACUCAGAAUUAGAUAAUUUAUCAUCUCAGAUUAAGCGAUCACAGAUUUCCAAUGUUGA
Molecule: messenger RNA, 1454 nt
Organism: Paraglomus occultum
Lineage: Eukaryota; Fungi; Glomeromycota; Glomeromycetes; Paraglomerales; Paraglomeraceae
Source: the annotation of a GenBank genome assembly